AUGUUCAAAUACGUACCCACCCGUUCCAUCCCUGCUUACACUUCCUCCAUUCGCACAGCUGUCACCUUGAGGUCUAAUUUACAAAAAGAAAAAGACCAGGCCAAAAAGAGAAAGUUGAGACAGGAACUCAAAUUCAAUGCCUUGGACAACCCCAUAGACCACCCUUUGCACAUGCCCAUCGCCAAGGCAUUAAAUAUCUUGCGAUCCCUCGAAGUUGGUAAACCAGCAGACAAAACCACCAUCUCAUGCAACAUAUACGUGCGUCAAGAACAAGGUGCGGCCCCCAUCCAGACCAAAGUCGAUAUCCCAUUCCCUGUGCAGAGAAAAACCAAGGCAGUCGUCUUCACCACCCAGCAGCCUGUCAUCGAGGAGUUGAAAAAAGCCGGCAUCGAAACAUUUGGUGGCAGAGAUUUGCUCGACAAGUUUCUCAACCAGGAAUUGACUCCUGAUCUUUUCACCCACGCUUUUGCAACCCAGGAAAUGGAACCACACUUGAAAGCUGUCGCAAGAAUCUUGGGUCCCGCUGGAUUACAGCCAACGGCCAAAAAGGGAACCGUCACCGACGAUAUCAAUACCAUCCUCGACGUUAUCAGAUCGUUCCAAAUCAAACAAAAGGAUAACCAUAUCUCCUUCCCGGUUGGAAACUGCACAUUCAGCGACGCCCAAAUCAUGUCCAAUAUCAAAGCCAUCUCCGACAAAAUCUACUCGAAAAUCGACCCCAACGCUACAAAAAAGACCCGUUUGGGGUACUGCUACAUUGGCACCGCCAACAGUCCUGGUCUCGUCAUAGACUUUAAAUAG
Candida dubliniensis CD36 is the source of this 801-nucleotide messenger RNA. RefSeq names its product mitochondrial 54S ribosomal protein uL1m. NCBI's taxonomy places the organism in Eukaryota, Fungi, Ascomycota, Pichiomycetes, Serinales, Debaryomycetaceae. Gene Ontology annotation, molecular function: structural constituent of ribosome; RNA binding. The transcript has a single exon. Gene Ontology annotation, cellular component: large ribosomal subunit. Bases 1 to 801 code for a protein of 266 amino acids. Gene Ontology annotation, biological process: translation. The record is from RefSeq and is a predicted model, not a curated record.